This is a messenger RNA of Osmia lignaria (orchard mason bee), 3520 nucleotides long. It is a transcript of the gene Tti1, whose product is annotated as Telo2 interacting protein 1. NCBI's taxonomy places the organism in Eukaryota, Metazoa, Arthropoda, Insecta, Hymenoptera, Megachilidae. Gene Ontology annotation, cellular component: cytoplasm. The record is from RefSeq and is a predicted model, not a curated record.
CAAUGCUAUUCAUAUGAAGAUUUAUUACAUGAUUCAAUAUUCGAAUAUGGACUGUAUCAACAAAGUCAAUUAAUAUUUUACGUUUGUUUUAGAUAAUUUAUCUUAAACAAAAAUGGAACGUUUUCAAAUACAAGAAGCAUUUACUGUAUUAAAACCGCUUUGUGAUAAUUUAAUGAAAAAUCCAAACGUAAAUACUGCGCAAGACGUUGUUAAUAGUUUGACAAGAGUUUCGGAUAAAGUUCUGCAAGAUCUAUUGGAAUAUAUUUUGUUUCCUAUAAUUCUUCAUUUACAAAAUAAAACAUUGAGCAAAGAUGUGAAAGAAGAAGUUGUGAGAACGAUGCAGGCAAUACUCUCAAGGACAAAAAUAUCUAAAUUGGAAUAUUUCAAUAAAUUGUAUUCAUGUCUUUUAAUACAAAUUUAUGAUCCAACACAACAAAACAUGGUAAUUGUUGGUCAUGAAGAACUUAAGGAAAUAGUACUCUCAUGCAUCAAGACCUUAAUGCAUUCUUGCUUCACAGAAGUUAUAGAGUCAUUGUAUGUUAGAGAGAAUGCCUCAAAGAUAGGGCAAGGAAUAUUGUUAUCUGUGACAAUAGGAAGGACUGAAAAAUCACGUUCCCUUAGAUUAAGAGCUGUAGAAACAGUAAUGACAUUAUGCAGAGUAAAUGAUGAAAUAGAUAAAUCUGAUAUUAUAUUGCAAGAACAAGUAGCUGAUGUUAUUAUGUUAUUUUUGCCAGGUAUUGUUAGUGGUUUACAGGAGAUAGCUACAGAAAGUGAAAUACAAGGGCAUAAACUCACAAUGUUGGCACUAAAAGCUUGGGGUAGAGUGAUAUCUUUGGUAAUGAAAGAUAAAUUGGAGGAAGAGGAAGAUAUCCCAUCAUUAGGAACUUUAAUUGAAGUAAAUAAUGAGAAACACAUAAUUUCAAUAGAAAAUUCGUCACAUAUAAAAAAUCGUAGUGAACUAGAAAAACAUCUUAAAAACGCGACAAGAAAUAAAGAAUGGUUUGAUGCUACUGCAACUAAGCUUAAUGUACUUGUGCAACAGUUAGAUGUAUUGAAAAGACAUUCUCAUCAUAAAGUUAGAAAGGAAUUAGUAGAAAUUAUUCAUUUACUACUUACAACAUGCUCUAGGAAUAUGCAACCAAACGUUAUGUUAUUACUAGAAUAUUUAAUAUCUCUAUCUGAAGACGAAUUUGCAGAAGUUCGCGAAGAAGCUGAAAAAGCACUCAAAACAAUUAAUAUAAAUUUUACGCAAAAUAAGAGUAUGAGACCAUUGGUGGAAUUGCUGGAGGAAAACUUCUAUAAUGUACUUACAAAAUUGCCGAGGAUUAUCAGGAGGUUUGAUGAUAAUGAUCAGUUAUCCUGUUUGAAUCAACUAGCUGGUUAUUUGAAACUUCUUGGAGAACAAAGAUUACCUCGGAUUAUGAUGUCCACGCCACAUAUUCGAAGACUAUUAUUAGCUCUGGUCUAUGUGUCUGAAAUUGAUUGCAGUAGCAUUUCUCUUUUGCAAGAUGUAAAUAUUAAGGAUCUUGAAGAUCCAGCAUAUUUAUAUGGAUCACAUUUGUGGAGACGAUUUAAAUUUAUUGAAAAUAACGCAUGCGAGGAGAAACUUAUAGCAAUAUGUAAAUAUCUCGGAAAAUUCGGAGAUCUUCGAAUUUUAGUAGAUACUAUUUUUGAUCUUAUCAUGAAUGUUCCACGACAUAGAAAUGAAUUAAUCUUAUUACUAAAUUGGAUAAUAAAUGUUCCACUUAAAGACUCGUCAUUUUUGUCGAUUUACAAAGAAAUUGUGGAAUUUUAUAUAAAUUCAGAACUUUGGUAUCCAGCAAUUGAAAGUUCUGAGGAUAUUCCUCUACAAGUUGCUCAGACCAAUGUAAUACAAAGUUGCUUACUAUUAGAAGGCCUAGGAUUAAUAGCUUUGAAUAUGAAACGUGAUUAUGACAGGUUUCUUCUGAAAACCUUAUAUUUGGUUAUAGAAAAAGCAGGUAGUGGACAUAGUUUAAUCAAUUUUGUUGGAACUAAAACACUUGAACAGAUUGCAGAAUCUCAGGGAUAUAAUAUAGUGGGAGAUCUUUUACGUGCAAAUGUUGAUUACUUUUCGUACCACGUUACCGUAAAGCUACGGAGAGUAGAACGUAAUCCUGGUGUACUCGAUGUUGUUAAUAUCGUUAUAAAAUAUAGCACAAUGGACGUGUUACCUUGUUUAAAAGAGAUCGUAGAAGAUGUGCUAGUCCAAUUAAGUAGCAGUUUUCAACAAAAGAAUGCUUAUGCUUUCUUGAAAGUUUUUUAUACAUUUGUAAUAUGUAUACGAAAUCUAAUAAAUUCUAAGCCUAUACCGGAAACGCAAGAACAAAAUUUGAAUGUCGAAAAUAAAGCUUCAAAAAUUAUUCAGUCUUUGUUAGAAUAUCAUGAAGCAAAAAAAGUGGAUAAUGAGAUAGAAGAACUGCCAAGUGAAAGUAAAUUAGAAGAAGAAACAGUGGAAGAACCAGAAAAAGGAUAUCAAGAAGACUUUGCAGAGAAAGAAGAAGAAAAGGAAGAGAUACCCUUUUAUAUAAAAAUGAUUGAAGAUAUAAUGAAGCACUGUUUACAUUUUUUACCAUCUAAAGAAGUACAAAAAUCAUUAAUUGCAAUGUUAACAUUACAAGAGGGCCUUCAAAUUUUAGCAAGAUGGGAGAAUCAACUAUUGCCUAUGGUACAUUUGCUUUGGCAUCCGUUAGUAGAUAGAUUUCGUGAUGAAAAUGUAUUAAUAAUCAAUCGGGCAUGGCAAUUAUUAAAUGUUCUUGGACACGUUUCCAAAGAUUUCAUUCGAACUAGAACACUAAAACAAAUAUUACCUGCGCUUUCAAAAUUUUUGUACGAUUCUGCCAAACAGAGUUAUAAUAAAAGUUCAGAAGAUAUUUAUAAAUUUACUCAAACUUACAAGUUACAAAAGGAAUUGCUUUCUACAUUAGGUAAAGUCACAAAAGACUUAAGACUUCGUGAACAGGAAACGUGGAAUGUAUUGAGCAUCACAGAACCAUACCUUAGUGAGCAUCAACAUCCUACGCUACAAUCAUGUUGCCUGCAAUUAUAUAAGGAAAUUGCUGAUCAUAAUGCAGAUAUUACUUUGAUGAAAUGUCUUAGCAUUUUUCAUUCCAAAAUAUCGAAAAUUAUACCUGAUGCAACAUUUGAUAUAAAAGAUUUAAUGAACAUUGAGAAGUUUUCAACAAAUGAGUAUUAUAAAGAUGUACGAAAUAUUUUAACGUAUAUUCAAGAUCAAACUUCUGAUCUCUAAAAGGAAAUAAUGAAUAUUUGAAUAUACUUGUAUGUACAUAUAUGUAAAUUUGUAUUGUAAUAUAUAGUACCGUACCGAGCAAAGUAGGUUUGCAAAGGGAAAAUGACAAUAUAAUGGGGAAAGCAAGAAUUCUCAAAACCUAUCAUGCUCGGUGCUGUAUGUACAUGACUAGAUGUUUAAGUAUUCAUUCUAUUUUAUUUAUAAGUAUACCAUCUGAAAUUUAAAAUUAAUAAAAUUAGUAGUUUUUUAAAU